CGCCACACAGCCUACGUCAUUUAUUUGCGACAGUAGCAAUAAACAAUACCCUAAACCACAGCAGGGAUUCAGUCAGAAAUGUUUCCUUUCUGAAUGGUUGCUUUACACAUCUACCAACUCAGGCUGAGCAUUAUUUUCUAAAGAAACCCUUUUAUGACGUAAACACGACUUCGACUUUUACUUGUCUUUGACAUGUGCGACUCGCCGGAAGAUCAAACGCUCCGCGCUCGACUGCGAAAUUUGGAAGAACUGACUGAGUUUACCGAGAACUGCCAAAGACAACUAAACGAGCUAUUCGAGACGCUGGGAUGGAGACAGGACAUGUUCAGUGGCUCAGUUCAGGAGCCAAAGGAAGUGUGCCCCUAUGUCCCCAACCACAGAGUGCCUUCCAGGAGCAUGGAGAGGCACAAAGCCACCUGCCGGCUCACCCAGUUGGGCUACUCCCAUGAGGAACAGGCUGAGAUGUAUGACACCUCUGUGUGUUAUGAGGACACUAAUGUUACUAGCUUCACAAUGGAUAAACACACACAGCGACAGGUGAUUCUUGAAGCAAGAGCAAAUGCACCCCCGAUAAGGACAGAGGGACUGUACAGCCAAAGUGACUAUUCAACGGACCCUUCAGAAGUUCCUCAGAACUACAAGCGAGCUACAUGUGACCUUACUGUGGCAGACCGCUUGGCUCUGUUCGAAUAUGUGACAAGAGAGGCCAGCCAACAGAAGGAUCAAGCCGGAGCAACUAACAAUGAGGACCUCUAUGUUGAUUUGGUGGCCAAGCUCAAAAAGGAUAAUGAUCAAAAGGAGCCCAAAUCUCACCUGGAGCUGAUGGCUGAGAUGAGGGACUACAAGAGACGACGGCAAUCCUAUAGGGCCAAGAAUGUCCAUAUCACCAAGAAGUCCUACACUGAGGUGAUUCGCGAGGUGAUCAGUGUCCACUCUGCUGAGCUGUCUAGUCAAUGGAAAGAGGAGAGGGAGGAUUUGGUUAAAGAGUCCAGACACGGCUCUCAAAGGAGGUCUGAGAACCGGCGCUCUGCGUCCGCGGAGUCCCACCACUCUCAGGUGAACUCAGGGGACAGACACAGCUCCCACCACAAAGUCCAGCGAAGCCCGGAGCGACACAAGGACCCCAGCGUAGAGAAAAGUCAGGACCCCAGUCGAGAGAAGGAGACCAAGAAGAAGAGAAAGAGGGAUUCCCGCUCGCCGGAUGACAAACACGAUCGAAAGAAGAAAAAGAAGAAGAAAAAGGACGAGAAAAGGGAUGGGAAGUGAUUUUCAGUUUAACACCUUGAUGGGUCCUAGGUGCUCUAGGUACCAGUGCAGGGCUUCUAACCCAUUAUGCAUGUGUAGGUUGCAGUUUGAUUCACAGAUGUCUUUUCUUAAAGUAUCGAUAAUGAUAGUUAAGUAACAUUGCAGCUUUAAACGUUUGUCUCACUGAGAGGAUAUAAAAUGCCUGUUGUUAGAUUAUAGGAUGUUUAAUAAGCUGUUAAACCUCAGAUUUAUGUCCAAAGUAUGGGAAGAUUUCACUCUAAAACGUCAUGAUAACCUGGUUAUAUGUUGCUAAUGUACAACUGAACUGGCGUUUCACAGCAGCCCUGCAAAAUUGAGGAAGCUUCCAUUCACAGAGGAAUCAGUCGGCCAUGCCGAGAUUAGCUUUUUGUUUGGCUAUGUUAACGAUGUGUGUUAGCUAGGAAGCUGAGUGGCAUCCAAUGUCGGGGGCGUUCCUGAACAUAAAGUUCCACAGAUUGAUGUUUGCCAUUGGUCUGUUUUUUGUUGUCAAGUGUGCGUUUAUGAAGAAAGAAUUACAGGGUCAAUGAAGAUGAUGUCGGUAAGUGCUUCCAUAUGGCGACCUCUUGCUAUGUAUUAAGGGUAGGUAACGUGUUUACAGAAAUCGCUUAUCUACAAUAUUUAUUUAAAUCUGAGACUUGAAUAGCUUGCUAGUUACAGAACACAGAAGCCAUGACAUAAAUCUAAGUUUUAACUUUAUAUUAAGUAACACCCCUGACUUGCGCUCUGCAAAUGUUCCAUAUUGAACCCAUCAGCACCCCUGCCUCCACCUAUUCUGUUUCCUUUUCAUGAGGGCGUUCGGUCCUCAUUGCUCUUUUUCUGUGGGGAUCGCUAUGAAUGAUAUUAUGGUGUUGAUAGAUCCUAAUGCCAAGACCUGUAUGAAUUAUUGUUGUGCAUGUCCUAAUAAAUGGCUACAUUUAAAUGUAGCAUUUUCUGUC
Messenger RNA from Esox lucius (northern pike), 2219 nucleotides. RefSeq names its product small nuclear ribonucleoprotein 48 (U11/U12) (gene snrnp48). Bases 193 to 1266 code for a protein of 357 amino acids. NCBI's taxonomy places the organism in Eukaryota, Metazoa, Chordata, Actinopteri, Esociformes, Esocidae. The transcript has 9 exons. The record is from RefSeq and is a predicted model, not a curated record. Gene Ontology annotation, cellular component: cytosol; U12-type spliceosomal complex; nucleoplasm.